Molecule: messenger RNA, 2298 nt
Organism: Aspergillus niger
Lineage: Eukaryota; Fungi; Ascomycota; Eurotiomycetes; Eurotiales; Aspergillaceae
Exons: 3
Coding region: 1-2298 (765 amino acids)
Biological process (GO): post-transcriptional regulation of gene expression
Cellular component (GO): cytoplasm
Molecular function (GO): mRNA binding
Source: RefSeq, a predicted model, not a curated record
AUGCCUUCUACUGGCAUAGGAUCACAGAUUCGUCCGACCUUAUCGGGCUUCAACAGUUCGUCUGGGUUGGAGUCGUUUAAUGCUUCCAAAUAUCUGUUUCAUAACGAAGACGACCGGGCGACUUUGAAGGACGAGGACAGGAUCCCGACACCCGACUUCAAAAUUCCCGACUCUGUCUCGCAGAGACGACUCAGGCCUGGUAAGUUCAGACAAUACAGGCGAAAAUCACAUUUUGCUGACGAUGAGACCAAGCUGUCUGCGAAUUCGGACGCCCUGGACCUUGCCAAUUCACGUACUCCCAACCCCGAGACUUGGAACACUCACAGUCGGCACCGCACUACUCAUCAGAGCAUGCCACAAAACGCCCUGAACAUGUUCCGUCAGCUUGGUAAUCAAACUGACGAGAAUCAUGCGCAUUCUUCAAAAUCUGCUCGUCAUGCUGCUAGACAUUCGCUGGAGGCGAACCUGCUCUACAGCGCCGAGGAACAUUCUGAAAACCUGACAGCUACUGCUUCCAGCAGACCUGCAUCCCUGCAGUCCUCAUACUCGACCAACGAUCUUCCUACAGUCAAAGGCGAGCCUUUCAAUCCCGCUGUCACUCCUCCUAAGACGCAUGCCGAACAGAUUCAACACAAUGCCAACCUGGGUCGGAUUCCAGCUGUGAACCCUGUGAACUCCCGCCAACAAAGGGACUCGCCUGAACGCGAUGAAGCGAAAUUGCAGGGAACCCGGGCCCAGCAGACUACUCUGCAAGCUAGUGCCACACCUUUCGGCCCACCAAUCACUACCGGUCCUGCCAAUAGCAACAGCACGGUCGCACCAACUACCUUGACCCCAUUCCAGGCACCCUUCUAUGGGUAUGGUAUCCAAGCCUACAUGGGCGCUCCAGUGCAGGUCAGCGGUCAGCUGCAAAACUACAAUGCCGCAGCUCCCUUUGCUGGGUACGCUCCCUAUGGCACUUAUCGCAUGCCUGAAGGCUCGGCCAAAAGCGUUACCUCCCGACGAAGCGGUGAUAACGAUAGCGCUCAGCUCUCUCGCUUCACAAAUUUCCCGCUUGAGCAUUAUAAAGGCGAGUUGUAUGGCCUUUGUAAGGACCAACACGGUUGCAGGUACCUGCAGAGAAAAUUGGAAGAGCGUAACCCGGAGCAUGUACAAAUGAUCUUCGAGGAAACGCGCCUUCAUGUGGUUGAACUCAUGACAGAUCCGUUCGGCAAUUACCUGUGCCAGAAAUUGCUCGAAUAUUCCAACGAUGAACAGCGGACUGACCUGAUCAACAACGCUGCUCAUCAGCUCGUUAAGAUUGCUCUUAAUCAGCACGGUACCAGGGCGCUCCAAAAGAUGAUCGAGUUUAUUUCUACCGCCGAACAAACCCAAACGGUCAUCCAUUCGCUAGAGGACCAUGUUGUUGAAUUGGUUCAGGAUCUCAACGGAAACCAUGUGAUCCAAAAGUGUCUCAACCGUCUCUCUGCUGAGGACGCUCAAUUCAUUUACGAUGCUGUUGGCGCCAACUGCGUGGUCGUCGGCACUCAUCGCCAUGGAUGUUGUGUUCUGCAACGAUGCAUUGACCAUGCGUCUGGUGAUCAGAAAGCGCGCCUCAUUGCUCAAAUCACUGCGAAUGCAUUUGCUCUUGUUCAAGAUCCUUUCGGAAACUACGUUGUGCAAUAUAUUUUGGAUCUUGCUGAGCCUCAUUUCACUGAGCCCUUAUGUCAGAAUUUCCGAGGCAACAUACCCGCUCUAUCCAAGCAGAAGUUUAGCUCGAAUGUCAUCGAGAAGUGCCUUCGUACUGCGGACUUCCAAAUCCGGCGUCAGAUGAUCGAUGAAAUGCUGGCAGGAGCCGAACUUGAGAAGAUGCUCCGCGACUCAUUUGCGAACUAUGUGGUGCAAACAGCCAUGGACUUUGCCGAUGCUGAAACUCGAGCGCGGAUUGUCGAUUGCAUCCGUCCUAUAUUGCCUUCUAUCCGUCAAACCCCCCAUGGCCGUCGUAUUGCUGGUAAGAUGAUGGCAUCCGAAGGCUCAGGAAGGGGAAGUGCCGCAACUAGCGGACAAGUGACGCCUAACGAAAUGAACUCCGCCCAGCUUCCGGGUCCUCUUCAGGGACCACAGAAGUCCUUCAUGUAUCAACACAGCCCUUUCCCAGUCGGUUCCCAGUUUGGAAAUCAGAACUUUGUUCCCACCGCUGGCUCUGCGACAGGUUCCAACGCUCCGUCUGGCGGACCUAGCGAGGCUAUAUUUGCUUCAGCUGUGCCGCAAGCCAACGGCAAUCUUGGUGCUCAAAGUCAGCUGUAUGCGUACUUCUGA